UACACUCAAACAACCUCACAGUCUUGCUCACAAUCUCACAGUCCUCCAGUCAAGCUGCAGGAAGACAGGUACCAUGGCUUGGGUUUAUCUUUCAACACCACCCUCUGCAACAGAACUUUUUAAAACGCAUUGAGAGAUCUCCAAGGAAGUUUUAUUUUUUGAAACCUGAAAUUAAAAUUUAAGUGAUUGUUUCAUCAAGAUGAGCAUCAAAAGGCAAAAGUCUGGGCUGGUCAUCAGCUGGAGGAAGUUAUUCUCUAUCCUGGCUCCUUGGAGGAAGGUACUUGAAUGUGAGAAGAAUGUCACUGGACAAACUGGUCAGAACAUCACUCUGCCCUGUAAAUAUGACAUAAAAAUCAACGGACCUACAAAUGUGUGCUGGGGUCGAGGUCCUCUUCCUCUUCUCGACUGCAGCAACCAGCUCCUCACCACAGACGGACAUAAAGUGAUCAAAGAAAGCAGAGCUUCCAGCAGGUAUCAGCUGCAGGGUCGACUGGAUGAAGGAGACGUUUCUCUGACCAUCAUGAACGUCACAGAGGAAGAUGCUGGACUGUACGGAUGCAGAGUGGAGAUUGUUGGACUAUUCAAUGAUGAGAAACAUCCUGUCCACUUAACUGUUAACAGAGCACCACGUUUGAUCUCUACACCUUCAUCAGGAACAACAUCUUCAUCAUCAGACAUUCAUCAGACCACAGCAGCCACUCUAACUUCAGUUCCUUGUCCUGCAGGUCACAUGACCUCAACAGACAACAACCGGACUGCUUCAGCCUUGGAGGACUCAGAUAAGGGUGUCACCUUGGUGGUUCUGGCGUCGGUCGUGUUCAUGCUGCUGGUUCUGGUCACAGCAGGCAUCCUCAUCAUCAUGGACAGAAGAUGGAAGAAGCAGAAAGUGCCGAGCCUCCCCCCGCAGAUGAAACGCCCCACUCAGGUGGAAGAGAACAUCUACCACAUUGAUGCGAAGGACGAUGGAGACUACGAGACGUGUCCCUGAACGGGAAUCUGGGGGGCGUUCUCUUCUUCUAUGUCAAAAGCCCACAGUGCGUGGUGUAGCGUAAAAAAGGAUGAUUGAGAAGAAACGAACUGCAACCAAACAAGUGUAUGAGUCAGAAAUUGACUGACUUCAUGGGGUUCAGGCUUCUGUGUCGUCCAUUCAUUUCUGAAAACGGACACUUGGUAAGGCAUCAUCCCUUACUUAUUCUGUAUUUUGGCCAAAAGAAAUCAAGCCUGUCGGUUUCUAGGACAUAGUUUCAGCAGAGCGGCAGGAGUUCAUCAGAAAUUCACCUCCAAGUUGUGCAGAAGUAAGCCUCCGCUUGUUUCCCAUGAUCCCUUUGUUUUUAAACUCUCCCGCUAGCUUAUAGCCCCUAAUUACCCCAACCUAAAUACCAGUGCAACAAAAAAGUGAGCAAUUUUGGAGCUGUGUAAUGAUACACCAGAUUGUCAUCUCACUGAUUACCAGCCUUUCACAUUUUAUGAUGCUUUUUAAGGUUUUCAUACUUUGAGUACCGUAAUUCCCAGACUAUAAGCCACUACUUUACUACUGAGGCGCGCGCUUUUCAGUCGCCGCAGCUUUAUUUUACUUGUGUUUUUUUUUUAACCAGCCCUGUUAGUACCAUAAUGCUGCCGCGACACAAGCGGAAGGAGAGCUGUUCCUUUUCACCCCUCCAUGCACAGCUGCUACUUGCUCAUUCUUAAACACGUACAACAGUGUGACGAGCUGGGCGUUGGCCCCACCUUUAGCCCCUAAGACUCAUGGGAAAUGGGGGAUCGUGGAUGUAAAUUUCCUCAUCAUAACUGAGGGAUGUAAUGUUGAUUAUAUGGUUACUGUUUGUAA
Oryzias latipes (Japanese medaka) is the source of this 1828-nucleotide messenger RNA. RefSeq names its product CMRF35-like molecule 8. Gene Ontology annotation, molecular function: phosphatidylserine binding. Lineage: Eukaryota; Metazoa; Chordata; Actinopteri; Beloniformes; Adrianichthyidae. The record is from RefSeq and is a predicted model, not a curated record. Gene Ontology annotation, biological process: cytoskeletal rearrangement involved in phagocytosis, engulfment; apoptotic cell clearance.